Molecule: messenger RNA, 1894 nt
Organism: Xyrauchen texanus (razorback sucker)
Lineage: Eukaryota; Metazoa; Chordata; Actinopteri; Cypriniformes; Catostomidae
Product: CDK5 and ABL1 enzyme substrate 2-like
Exons: 9
Coding region: 1-1509 (502 amino acids)
Biological process (GO): regulation of cell cycle
Source: RefSeq, a predicted model, not a curated record
AUGGCGGCCGCGGCCUGCGGAACUCGUGGUUGUACAAGGACUAAUAAUUCAGCCAAACCACACAAAGAACACCUGCGGAAAAGCCGGGACUCCCAUAGGAGACAAGCGGCUCUGUUGUUUCUUACCAACAUAUCUUUGGACGGACAACCGGUUUUCAAUCUAAGCAGUGGAACUGUUGGCCCCAGGGAAGCCGAGAACCGGUGUGUGGAUGUCGGUGCGUCAGCGGUGUCGGGUCCCCCUCUGUCCACAACCAGCAGCUACGGAACCUUCAUUCAAGUGUCAUCCUCUAUCAUCGGGGGAGCUGGUACCCCGUUACCGAGGACUAACACAUGUCCAGCUCCUCUACACUUUAAUUUAGGGUGUAGCAACGUUUUCACGGAUGAUGGAAGAGCAGCAGAUCCUUUGUCAGUCCAGGGAUCCCCGCUUUCACCGACCUCUGGACCGUUGAAUCCCCUUUUAGGAUCCAGCAAAUCGCCCUGCGAGUUCCCGGCCUCUAACCCCGUGCCUGAACCACGACAAAGGACACGUAACCUGUCUGAGUCCCCAGGGCCAAAGGUUUCCAAGAAGGUGCACUUCAUCAAGAACAUGAGACAGUAUGAUACGCGAGGUAGCAGGAUUGUGCUGAUCUGUGCCAAGAGAUCUCUGUGUGCUGCUUUCUCUGUAUUGCCCUAUGGAGAGAGCUACCACAUCAGUGACUCAAAACUAGAAUCCCAGAGACAGAGGCACUCUUCCAGUGGGGGAAUAGAUAUGGUCCCUGGGCUGGAGGGAGUGGAGGUGGACUUUGGAAAGACAGUAUCAUACGCCCGCUUUCUACUCCCAACCAAUGCCUUGGUCAGGCAGAAGAGCAGUGGCCCACCUGAUCUCAGUACAGCCCAGACCCCUAUGUUUCGAAAUCACAUCAAUGCCCAGAAGAACUUCACCCCUUCCCGUAUAAACGGCACCGUUGGGCAAGACACCAGUGUGGAUGAGUUGUCAGAAUAUGACCCCAACUUACUCAGUGACCCCCAGUGGCCUUGUGGGAAGCACAAACGGGUCUUAAUCUUUGCAUCUUAUGUGACAACGGUUAUUGAAUAUGUAAAACCAUCUGAUUUGAAGAAAGACAUGAACGAGACAUUCAAGGAGAAGUUUCCCUACAUAAAACUGACCCUCAGCAAGAUUAGAAGUUUGAAAAGGGAGAUGCGAGCGGUGAGUGAGGAGUGUGGUCUACAGCCGGUUACCAUAGCAAUGGCCUAUGUUUACUUUGAGAAGCUGGUUCUGCAGGGACGACUGAACAAGCACAACAGAAAGCUGGUGUCUUCUGCCUGUGUUUUACUGGCUGCCAAGAUUAGCAGUGACCUCAAGAAACAAGAAGUCAAGCAAUUGAUUGAUAGGUUGGAGGAGCGUUUCCGAAUAAACUGCAAAGAGUUGAUUUCCCUAGAGUUCACUGUUCUGGUUGCCUUGGAGAUGGCACUCUACCUCCCCGACAGCAAGGUCAUGCCUCACUAUCGCAGACUGGUACAGCAGGUCUAAAGUAGAGGUGGUCUAAACAAGAAGUGCCCUUAGUGCACAGAAAUCUGGUUCUGGGUGGUUCUGAAAGGUUUUUUGUAUUUAUCAAUUCAACAAAUUCCAGAUCAGUGGAGUUUUUCUUACUGCUAACUCUAGUGGUCUCCGCACUUCUAUCUUCGCCCAUUUGUUUACUUCAUGAAACUGACUGUAUAAAGCAUAAAGGUGUUUAGAGAGAGGCUUACUUCAAACACUGAUUUAAAGGGAUAUUUUACCCAAAAGAUUCUGUCAUUUACUUCUCAUUUUGUUCCAAAUCUGACUGACUACUUCUGUGUAACGCAAAAGGAGAUGUUAGGCAGAAUGUUAACCUCAGUCACCAUUCACUUUCUUAGUAUGAAAAAAAUAAAUAAAU